AUGGAGGACUUCAAGAAUGAAUCGUGCAGCCACCAGGGCGCCAUGCCCGAAGCCGACGAACGCGCUAGGUCCAUGGGCCAUGAUCAGGAACGGAAGACGGCCGAGGCGCAAGAUGUCAACCACCCGCAGAAUUGGUCCGUGGGGGCCAAGAUGUCCACGUAUCUGACAAUCUGUGGCUUCACCUUUUUCGCCAACGUCAACUCCAGCAACUUUACUGUCGCGACGCAGGAGAUCAUCAAAGAAUUCCAUGUCAGUCAGACCCAGGCCGGGCAGCUGGUGUGUUUCAAUGUCUUCCUCUUCGGCGUGGGCAACAUCUUCUGGGUCCCGCUCAUGCGGGUGAUUGGGAAGCGCCCGGUGUACUUAGUGGCCAUGUUGGCGCUCUCCAUGAUGAACGUGUGGUCCAGCCAGGCCGUCAGUUAUAACGAAUUGCUUGCCUCGCGCAUCCUCUCCGGAUUUCCCGCCGCGGCGGCAGAUGCGACGGUCCCCGCCGUCGUUGCGGAUAUGGUCGGCCCCCAGGAUCGUGGCCACUACAUGAUGUUCUUUCACCUCGCGCUGACCGCGGGCCUGUUCUUGGGGCCGUUGAUCAACGCAUACCUAGUCCAAGAGCAGGACUGGCGCUGGAUGUGUUACUUUCUCGCUAUCGCGGUUGGGGUGAUGUUCGUGGUGUCUGUCUUCACGAUCCGAGAGACCUCAUACGUCAGGCGUCCUCCAGCGGGUUCAUCGUCCACAAUCAAGCGGUCGCAUUGGCAAUGGAUGUCCCUCACGAUCGGGUACGACCGUGAGGCCUCUUUCAUUCGAGCCUUGAUGGAUAUUCUGGCCAAUGCCGGCUACCCGCCAUUGAUAUGGUGCGCUUUCACUAUUGGAAUCUCCGUCGGAUGGAAUAUCGUUGUGCAACUGACAGCAGCCCGUACAUUUUUAAAACCACCCUAUAACUGGCAAUUGGGUAGCCUCGGGCUGCUGUCACUAGCUGGAUUCAUCGGCGCGGUCCUUGCUUUUUAUCUCGGUGGCCGGCUCAUUGAUAUUAUUUCGACCCGUAGCACUGCGCGACAUGAUGGCGUCCGUAUGCCCGAAUAUCGACUGCCAGCCAUCGUGAUCCCCGGCACCAUUGGCCCGGCGGGGAUUUUAAUCUUCGGGCUCUGCGUUGCGUACCAGACGCACUGGAUCGGCCCAGCGUUCGGCAACGCCAUGCAAGCAUUUGGAGUGGCUGCCAUCUCGAAUGUCGCCGUAACCUAUUCGCUGGACUCCUACAAACCGGUAACCGGCGAGGCGUUGGUGAUCAUCUUUGUGAUUCGAAACACGAUUGGAAUGCUUUUAUCCCUUUACGCGGCGGACUGGAUCGAGCGCCAUGGCCCGGCACGCGUUUUCGGCGAAAUGACGGCCAUCCAGCUGGUCAGUAUUCUAUGCGCCAUCCCACUAUUCUUGUGGGGACGACCUUUAAGAGCCUUCACGUCUAGUUACGGACCAAUGAAGCGUUUUCAGGAAGCGUGA
This is a messenger RNA of Penicillium riverlandense, 1488 nucleotides long. RefSeq names its product polyamine transporter. Bases 1 to 1488 code for a protein of 495 amino acids. The record is from RefSeq and is a predicted model, not a curated record. Gene Ontology annotation, molecular function: transmembrane transporter activity. NCBI's taxonomy places the organism in Eukaryota, Fungi, Ascomycota, Eurotiomycetes, Eurotiales, Aspergillaceae. Gene Ontology annotation, biological process: transmembrane transport. The transcript is spliced from 4 exons.